Molecule: messenger RNA, 741 nt
Organism: Spirometra erinaceieuropaei
Lineage: Eukaryota; Metazoa; Platyhelminthes; Cestoda; Diphyllobothriidea; Diphyllobothriidae
Source: the annotation of a GenBank genome assembly
AUGCCUACCCUGCCCGGCCGCCAUCAGUGCCCCUUUGGCGUGGAUGCAGAGAUAGAACAAGAUGCGCCAAUGCCGGGAGAAAGUUUCCUAACAAAAGUUUAUACAUACAGACUGGAAACGAAGACUCGACCCAGUAAAGACCCAAAUGGUGAACUGAAUUGGAUCACAGAGGAAGUUGAGAAGGAGCAUGAAGACUGGCGGGAGGAUAAAGAAGAGGCAAGAAAGUGGGAGGAGGAAGGAGGUGGUGAGGGCUUCUGUGCGGGACAAGCGGCAGGGCCCUCAUUGAGUCCCGAUGCCCCGGGGCACGCGGUGGAGUCGGAAAUCGUGCCGAUUCCGGUCACCUGCUUUCAGGAACUUGAAGGAACUACCAGUGGUCUGUCGAGAGUAUGCCCUAGUAUCUGCCGGGAGUAUGAACCGCCUCACCGGGUAAUAGAACGACGUGUGGUACUGACACGCGGCAAACACGGGGGUCUUGAACGCCGCGAAAAUGUCGAAAUUGUCACAAGGUUUAGAGCUGCCAAUGCAAGCGACUACCAAGUGCCGACACCACCGCCUACUGCAGUUUCAACGCCAGACGAGAGGACUGCCAUUUCGGAGAAACUUGAUGAAAAUCCUGUGCAAACCGAGAUUUUAAUGAGGGAAGCGAAUAAAAAGGAGUCGGAGGAUGAGGACAACAAUGAAAUCCUCAUGAAUACAGAGGAGAGUCCUUCGGAGGAGCCAGAGAGCACAGUUACCCAGUAA